AUGACUACUUCUCCCAAGGAUAUUCCCACAUUAUCAGGCCUAUACUCGUCCAACGAGAUUCCACAGGCGGAGAACGAGUCAAAAUAUGGAUAUGAUGAAGGGUUGAAUAAGCGAGUCAGCAUCUGGAGAGGAGAUAUCACCAAGCUCGAAGCAGAUAUGAUAGUCAACGCAGCCAACUCAUCCCUUCUAGGCGGAGGAGGAGUAGACGGUGCGAUCCAUCGAGCCGCCGGACCAGGAUUAUUGGAGGAAUGUGAGGGUUUGGGAGGUGCUGAGACGGGUGAGACGAAAGUGACUAAGGCGUAUAGACUCCCUUCCAAAUACGUAGCUCAUACCGUCGGACCCAUCUAUUCAUCCCGAGCCGUUGACAAAUGCGCUAAACAGUUGAAAUCAUGCUAUCAGACUUCUCUGGAUUUGUGCCAAACUCAUGGAGGGGGUGUAAUUGGGUUUUCAAGUACCUCAACGGGUGUUUACGGUUACCCAAUCAAAGAUGCUACUGAAAUAGCUAUUGAGACCACUCGAAAUUUCUUGGAGAAAGACCAAUCGGUUACAAGAGUGAUUUACGUGGUAUUUUCCAAAAGGGAUGAAGAAGUUUAUAAAUCCAUUAUACCUCAAUACUUCCCUCCUCCUCCUCCCUCCGCUUCUUCAGAUGACAACAAGCACGAGUAG
Kwoniella botswanensis is the source of this 666-nucleotide messenger RNA. RefSeq lists its product as uncharacterized. The record is from RefSeq and is a predicted model, not a curated record. Lineage: Eukaryota; Fungi; Basidiomycota; Tremellomycetes; Tremellales; Cryptococcaceae. Bases 1 to 666 code for a protein of 221 amino acids. The transcript is spliced from 6 exons.